AUACAUCAUUUCCGGUUACACAGACUUUCAAUGGCGCUACACGGUGAGUCUAGUCACAAAUGGAAAUAACAUGUCGUUUAGUAGAGAGUAGUGAUGAACAGCUACAGCGCGGUAAGUUUUGCUCGCAACUAUGACUUGAGUCACCUAUCAAAAAUGCUAAAUGGUAUAAUCAAAACACGCACACGCUGUUGUGUAUUGCCGGGAGUAGCAUCCAUGCUCGCGCGGACACAUGUCACUGCUCCGAAAAAACAAACCGAGAACAAGCCUCCAUUGAGGGCAAUUGACCUUGCACAAAAAAUCCGACGAGAGAAAGUGCAAGAAGAAAAGACGAGUGCCCCAAAGUCCCCGCUGGAAAAGAGCGUUUUUGAACUUAGACAAUUGAGCCAGCAGCUGCAAAAUGUUCACCCAAACGUGCUGGCAAAGCACCUCCACAAAAGUAUAAUCUUUCAAAACCAGGAACUGAUUGUCAUCAAUAAGCCUUAUGGCGUGCCUGUACAAGAGGGCUCAGCGGCCAAGAACAGCAUAUACAGUGUUCUCCCAAUCCUCGCCAAGAUGAUGGACGGAAUGAAAGGUGGAUCUCAGCUGCAUACCUGUAUAGGAUUAGACAAGGAGAUCACAGGCGCACUACUGUUGACCAGAAACGAGGAGGUGGCAAUCCACAUACAGGACCUCCACAAACACCAUCAGGUGGAGAGAAAAUAUUUGGUCGUCUCCGUGGGCGUGCCCGUGCCGUCUGAGGGCGUGAUCGACAUCCCUGUCAUAGAGAGAGAAGUCACAGGCUCCCAGCCUCAUUUCAAGAUGGGUCUGAGUCCCGUGUACCGGAUGAGUGACAGCGGGGAGGGGGUGACCAGGGUGCGGGCCCACCGGCAGGCUCAUGGAGCCGUGACCAAGUACCGUGUGCUGGAGAGCAACAACGGCUGCAGCCUUGUGGAGCUUCAACCAAUAACUGGAGUAAAACACCAGAUGAGAGUCCACAUGGCUUAUGCUCUGGGAUGCCCCAUCAUCGGGGACCACAAAUACGCCCACUGGAACAAACUGGCACCUCAGAGAUUACCUGAUGCUGUGUUAAAGAGGCUUGGGAUUCAGCAGAGCAAGGUGCGGUACCUCCCUCUUCACCUGCACGCCCGCCAGCUGACUCUGCCAGGGUUCAAAGGUCAGGACGACAUCACCGUGUCCUGCCCCCUGACCAGGUUCUUCGUCAGCACGCUGCGGAAACUGCAGAUCUCCCUCCCAGAUUACAGGACGGAUGAGACCCUGUGACUUUUGACACUGACAGAUCGGUAGCUUCCAGCAUAAUAUUCCAGUUUCAGAAUGAUACAGGAAGUAGUAUAUCCUGAUGAUGUCAUGGUUGGACUGUAUCCACCACUAGAUGUCAGCAGAGGUUAAACACACACACAAGUUUCAGUAACUUCGUAAUUGAUUUGUUGUGAAAUAUUAAGUCAUUGUUACUUUAAAAAUAGCAGUCAUGUUGAUGUAACUGUUUUAAAACAAAAUCUGGAAUUUCAAUGUAUAAAUCCUCUACCUAAGUUUACAGAUGACAGUGCUGUAAACUUAUUCUCAUAUUUGUUUAUAAAACAGAGUGCAUGGUGGUGUGGCAAUGG
Messenger RNA from Hypomesus transpacificus, 1601 nucleotides. Its product is annotated as mitochondrial RNA pseudouridine synthase rpusd4-like. Gene Ontology annotation, molecular function: RNA binding; pseudouridine synthase activity. The transcript has 6 exons. Gene Ontology annotation, biological process: pseudouridine synthesis. NCBI's taxonomy places the organism in Eukaryota, Metazoa, Chordata, Actinopteri, Osmeriformes, Osmeridae. Bases 94 to 1260 code for a protein of 388 amino acids. The record is from RefSeq and is a predicted model, not a curated record.